CCGCAUUUACCUAAGGAGUAAGUCGCAGUUAACAACUUUAGCAUCAUGAAAUUUUUAAUCGUCGUACUUGCUAUGUUCGCGAUGGUGGCAGCUUUUCCGGAAAGAGAACGUCGUAGUGUCUUGGGUGUACCUUUGGUUGGGCCCGCAACUGCAAUAAUUGGUCCAGCAGCUGUCCCAGCCGCUGUGGUUGGUCCUCAUGGUGGUGCUGUUGUAUCUGCAGUUGCACCCGGGGUAGUGGCAGCUCAUGUUCCUGUGGCUGGAGUAGUGGCUGCUGGACUUGCUCAUGGUGCCGUUGUCGGAUAAUCAUCGAGGGGAUACUAACCACAGUUGAACCUCACUGGAAUAAUUAUACGGACCUUGCGCGUCACUAUGUAUACAAUGGAAUACGAUGUCGUUCGACUUUCUCGAUGUUGAACUCUCUCGUUCACCUUCGUCACCAGACUACCUCACAUAUACCGAUGAUUUCCCUCGACAAUAUAAAAUGCCAAGCUUUUACGAUUCUUGUAAUUAUAAAAUGCUUCUAAUAAGAAAAUACUACGCUUUAUAAAAUAUCUCUUUAUUUUUCGAUAUAUCCAAAUUAUUUGAUAACUAAUACAGUAUGUAAUUCAAUAAUACCCUAUUGAUAUUUUUACUCAAUAAAAAUAA
Messenger RNA from Polistes canadensis, 645 nucleotides. RefSeq lists its product as uncharacterized. Bases 46 to 303 code for a protein of 85 amino acids. The transcript has 3 exons. NCBI's taxonomy places the organism in Eukaryota, Metazoa, Arthropoda, Insecta, Hymenoptera, Vespidae. The record is from RefSeq and is a predicted model, not a curated record.